Lepidothrix coronata (blue-crowned manakin) is the source of this 3650-nucleotide messenger RNA. RefSeq names its product opsin 3 (gene OPN3). Gene Ontology annotation, molecular function: G protein-coupled receptor activity. The record is from RefSeq and is a predicted model, not a curated record. Gene Ontology annotation, biological process: visual perception; G protein-coupled receptor signaling pathway. Lineage: Eukaryota; Metazoa; Chordata; Aves; Passeriformes; Pipridae. Gene Ontology annotation, cellular component: membrane; photoreceptor outer segment. The transcript is spliced from 4 exons. The coding region runs from base 1 to 1188 and encodes 395 amino acids.
AUGCCCUCGGGGAACGCCACGGGCUCCACCAGCCGCCCGGAGCCCGCAGCGGCCGAGCAGGAGGUGCCGGGCGAGCGGCCGCUCUUCAGCGCCGGCACCUACGAGCUGCUGGCGCUGCUGGUCGCCACCAUCGGCAUGCUGGGCUUGUGCAACAACUUGCUGGUCCUGGUGCUCUACUACAAGUUCAAGCGGCUCCGCACGCCCACCAACCUCUUCCUCGUCAACAUCAGCCUCAGCGACCUGCUGGUGUCAGUCUUCGGCGUGAGCCUUACCUUCAUGUCCUGCCUGAGGAGCCGCUGGGUGUGGGACGCCGCCGGCUGCGUCUGGGACGGCUUCAGCAGCAGCCUCUUCGGAAUUGUUUCAAUUAUGACUCUCACUGUUCUUGCCUAUGAACGCUACAUUCGAGUAGUCCACGCAAAAGUGAUUGACUUCUCUUGGUCUUGGCGGGCUAUCACAUACAUCUGGCUGUACUCAUUAGCCUGGACUGGAGCACCUCUUUUGGGCUGGAACAGAUACACACUGGAAAUUCAUGGACUGGGUUGCUCAGUGGACUGGAAGUCAAAAGACCCAAAUGAUACCUCCUUUGUACUCCUUUUUUUCCUUGGCUGUCUAGUAGUGCCUGUUGGCAUCAUGGCCUAUUGCUAUGGCCAUAUUCUAUAUGCAGUAAGAAUGCUUCGCAGUGUAGAAGAUUUCCAGAGUGUUCAAGUGAUCAAACUUCUAAAAUAUGAAAAGAAAGUGGCUAAAAUGUGUUUCUUGAUGAUCUCCACGUUCCUUAUUUGUUGGAUGCCCUAUGCAGUGGUCUCCCUCCUGAUAACAUAUGGAUAUAGCAACCUUGUAACUCCAACUGUAGCUAUCAUCCCAUCUUUCUUUGCCAAGUCAAGCACUGCUUAUAAUCCAGUCAUCUACAUCUUCAUGAGUAGAAAGUUUCGCCGAUGCCUUUUGCAACUCCUGUGCUUUCGCCUGAUGAGAUUCCAGAGGACCAUGAAAGAAACACCAGCAACAGGGAAUGACAAACCAAUACGACCAAUAGUUAUGUCUCAGAAAGCAGGGGACAGGCCAAAGAAGAAAGUGACUUUCAGCUCUUCCUCUAUCAUUUUUAUUAUCACCAGUGAUGACACUCAGCAAAUAGAUGACAGCAGUAAACACAAUGAGACAAAACUAAAUGUCAUCCAAGUAAAGCCACUAUAGGGAUGAACUGAAGAGACAUGAGAAUGAGGUGGAUUUCAGCCACUAGACUAUUUACACUGGAGACCAAUUUCAGUGGCAGUGUCUGUGGGCUGCCAAAGGAAACCACAUUCUGAAGCUGUGAAAUACUGAAGGGAUUCUGCAUCUGAAGCUCUGCAAGCAGUUCAUUUUUGGUCACAGAACUGAAAUCUCUUCCAAAAUUGUUGAUGGAUGUCUUUACUCUGAAUUUUCUUAAAGCAUAUUGUAGGAUUGCCUUUCAGAACUUAGUCAGGCUGGAGAAAUGCUCUGACAGAAAUGUUAUAAAAUUCAGCAAGGACAACUGCAAAGUCCUGCACUUGGAAAGGAAGAAUGAUGCUGCAACACAGCAGGUCAGGCCCUGGCUGCUUGGGGUGAAGCUCUGUGGGAAAAGGAUGUGGAGUCCUGUUGCUUAAUGAGUAGAGUAUAAGCCUGCAGUGCACCCUGGUAGCAAAGAAGGGUACCAGCAUCCCAGGCUGUACUGACAGGACUGGAGUCAGUAGUCUGAAGUGAUUAUGACCUAAACUCAGCCCUCUUAAGACCACAUCUAGAUACUGCAUCCAGUUUUGGGACCCCAGUACAAGAAAGGCAUCUGUAAACUGGGGUGGGUUCAGUGGAACCACCCACCAAGAUUGUCAAAGGGUUGUAGUACUUUGCCUCUGAGGCGAGGCUGAGGGAGUUGCACUUGACUAAUCUGGUGGUGAAACAUCUUCAGGGGAACCCAAUAGCAGCCUUCCAAUAGAGAUGGGGAGUUUUUCAGUAAGAUGGAGCCAGGUUCUUCAGGGUGACUUACAGUGGAAAGAUCACAGACAACGAAUUUGAACUGGAUGGGAUGUAAGAAAAAGCCUUUUCACCCCAAGGACAGCCAAGCAGUGGAACAAGUCAGACAAGAAAUUUCCUGAGGUUUCUUUGAGCUUCAGUUAUCCCAUUGAUCCCUGAACUGCCAGUGCAUAGAAUUAUCAAGGAAGAAUAAAGAAGGUGUGAAGUUGACUGCACUUUAGUUGGCCUGAAUUGGUGCUUUGCAGACUGGGGGGUGGGAAUGAGUGGAAUUAUGGGUAAACCAGAAGGUUCCAGAAAGCUGUCCAUCUGUAGAGAACAAGCCAUUCUUUUGGUGCUACCUGGUAGUCCCUGGGUUACACAGUGAAGAAGAUCAUGCAAAUUAAAGCACUAAUGAAGAAAGGUCAGUGAAAAGGAAAAAUUGGAGGUUUUUUUGUUACAAUUUGCACUUUAUAGAUUUUUAUCUUGCAUCCAUUUUUCAUAUGGACCAUGAGCAUCAUCUGGUAUUAAUUCUGAACCUGUAAUGGUUCAGCACAAGUAAUGGUUAGGGAAGACCAGGGUGACUUUUGCCUAAGUUGCAGUGUGAGUAAUGAUUGUCUUGCUUGGAGCUCAGUGAACAGAACAGAUAGAUUUUUUUUUUCCUACCGUCACCUUUCUAAGUGUUGCUGGUACAAAAUGGCAAUAGGAUUGUCCCCCAAACACGGUUUCCUGUCAGUAUUGGAGAACUAAUUUUGAAUUAUGGCAGUGAGGUCUUUACCACAUCUGCUGCAACUCUGUAAUUUCUCUGCCUCACCCUGCUAAAUGGGCAGUGUGGAUUUGCAACAUGCAGCUUUUCCACCUCUGUGAAAGCUGAGGAAAAAAAGCAAUUACGAAACUACUUGCAUCCCCUGGGGGCAAAUCUUCUGAGAGUUAUAAAGGGAACAUUCUGAAUAACUGUUGGCACUGUAGCCACUGGUCCUACAGUCAAGAAUAAAACUUCAAAAUCUAGAUGCAUUCAGCUAGUUCCUGAGGGCAGGGAGUGACCACAACUCAGAACAAGUGACUGACUUGUCAUGCGUGUGCCUGUGCUUUUGAAGGGGCAAAUUUGUUGUAUGUGCACCCCUCUAGAGCUUUGGCACUGGUAAACUGGCUCUGUGUCAUAUUUAAAAGUGCAUCUGGAAUCCACUCUGGUUUCUAGAUUAAAUAAUAUAAUCUGAGAGAAAACAGAUGAUAAAUGCUUGUCUUCGUUUCUUUCAUAUUCGUAUUUUUUGUUUUGCUACAAAUGCAUAGACAAAUGUUUUUACCAUGUCAAAGAUCCGCCCUUACUAAAACAUGUUCAUUACAAUGUCAAGAUCUAUAUUUUCAGCCAGUGAUCACUGCAUAUGUAUGCAUAUUUAUAUUUACAAACAGGGAAAUAUGUACAUUACCAUUCCAUGGUUCCAUCCUUGUAACAAAACUUCUGCUAUUUUAGUGUUUUCUGUAUAUUGAACCUUCAGUGAGUGAUUAAAUGAACCUUAUUUCCAUCAUUUUGUUCUCAGUGAAAUAUUUUUUUUUCCCACCAAGUGGAAGAUGGUUUGGUAUCAUUGCUUGUUGGAUACAGCAGGAAGGGUAGCACUAGGUCCUGAGAAAAUGAUAGUAUUUCUGUAUUUCAGCUGACCUUUGAAAAAAACAAGUAUAAGUUUUGUAAAGAGAAA